This is a messenger RNA of Raphanus sativus (radish), 2971 nucleotides long. Its product is annotated as protein GRAVITROPIC IN THE LIGHT 1. The coding region runs from base 1357 to 2688 and encodes 443 amino acids. The record is from RefSeq and is a predicted model, not a curated record. The transcript has 2 exons. Gene Ontology annotation, biological process: negative gravitropism; response to red or far red light. NCBI's taxonomy places the organism in Eukaryota, Viridiplantae, Streptophyta, Magnoliopsida, Brassicales, Brassicaceae.
UGUUUUGUUUUUUUUUUUCUGAAUGAUGGAGUGUUUUGUUUAUCUCGUUUUCAAUCAAUAAAUAACUUGCGAUGCUUGAGACAAUCAGUGAAAAUCCAGGCCAUGAUUCUUGAAUUCACAUUGCGUGCACAUUAGGAGUAUUGCAUUCUCUUUCUAUGUUCUUUGUUUCCUAUCCUUUUCAUCAAUUUUCUUAUCAUUCAGUAGGUAGUGAUUUGAAGUUUCAUAUGAUUGACAGGGUUCUAAGCAGAGGUUGGUCUGUCGUUUCUUUCCAGUUCAUUUCUUCAGAUUCACUCUAAAAUGAAACGAGAACAACAACAAAACAAAACAUAGAAACAUAGUGAGAUUCGUUUCUAGGUUACUUACUGACUCUUUAAUUAACACAACUCAGUAGAUCUUUGGGUUAAACAAAAAGUGAUAUGGUUAAGUGGAAUAGAGAAUAUGAAUGUUUUGUUGAGUAGUAUAGUCUGUGACUGACUGUACAAAAUGUUAGGUAGCUAUAUUAGGCUUAGAGACUGUCCUACCUUUAUCUUUUUCAAAUGAGUGGAAUCAAAUGACCAAUUCAAGAGAAUCAAAUACAUACAAGCAUGUGUGUGUUUGUGUGUGGGGGCACUUUUUGAUCCUUGGAUUCUAGUUUAAAACUGAUUUGGUCUUUAGCAAUUAUGAUUCCUGAAUUACACUGAUCUUUUUUUUCUCAGUGUUCCAUAAUUGAUAACUCAUAAACAACUUUGAGUAUCUAUAUGUAUUUAAACUCACUAGCUCUUUUUGUAUUCUCUUUUGCACUUUUUCUUGACUGUUUCUCAGGAAAAUAAAAAAAAGUUAAAUAGAAAAUGAGAACAGAGGGGGUGUGUUGAAUUAUUUGCAUGUGUCAUGUGUUCUCCUGCAGAUAAACCCAUUUGGGUACAAUUUUUAUUCUAUGUUAUUUGUUUGAUUCCAUAGCAGCAUAUUUUGACUAUAUAGCCCCACUACAUAUAUAGCAAGCAAAAGAUUUUCAGAACAUUAAUGAGAAAAAAAUGAAAAAGAAAAAGAAAAGUAGAUCGGAUCAUGAAAAGAAAAUGGUACUACACACGCAAGUUGUUUUAUUCUUCUUCCUUGGACAUUUCUUGAUUGUUUAUUCCUUGAAAGAAAAACACAUUUUCUUUUUAUAUAUGAGCCACAUUGUCCCCACAACUUUGGAUCAAUCUGUGACCACUUGAUAUUGUAGGCAUGUAUCUCCCUCUCUCGGUGUACUCAUGUACAUAAAUGUAUAUGCAUACAUCUCUCUCUUAUGACCAAAAAAGUGUAGUGUUAGCCAUUAGUGAGAUCAUCAUCUCUUCAAACUCCUUAUCUGCUCUUCAAUUAUAAAGUGAAGAUCCGUUAAUGAUGGAGACUGUGAAGCCAUUGGAUGUUGUUACUUCAGGAAAAGGAAAACUGAGACGCGCGUUUGUGAAAGUUAUCAACAUUAAAAAGCUAACCGGUGUGGUUCCAGAAGGUGACAAGGUAGAUAAAGACUUAGUGAAGAAUGCUGCAAAUCUUUCAGAGUCAUUCGACAAGCUGGAGGAAGAGUACGAGAAAAGACUCGCCAUGGAAGCUCUUCUCGCAAAGCUAUUCGCUACGGUCUCUUCCAUAAAGUCAGCUUACGCGCAGCUGCAGUACGCUCAGUCACCGUACGAUCCAGCUGGGAUACAGAGAGCAGACGGCUUGGUGGUCUCGGAGCUGAAGACAUUGUCUGAACUCAAACAGAGCUUCUUGAAGAAAGAGUUCGAUGCUUACCCCGAUAGAACUCUAGCUCUCGCCGAGAUUCAAGAGCUGAGAAGCUUGCUAAAGACUUACGAGAUCACGGGGAAGAAGAUGGAGUGUCAGCUGAAGCUUAAAGACUCUGAGAUCAUCUUCCUCAAAGAGAAGUUUCAAGAAUCGUUGUCUCAGAACAAGUCGAUGGAGAAGAGACUACUUAACCAAAGCGGUCCACUGGAUCGUAACAGUCCGUCUCAUUUCGUUACUUACCUCCACCACACAGUCAAAUCGAUCAGAGGAUUCGUCAAAGUAAUGAUCGAGCAGAUGAGGUUCGCGGGGUGGGACGUCGUUACAGCAGCUGAUUCGAUACAGAGUGGAGUCUUGUACUACAAGCAAGACCACACGUGUUUCGCCUUCGAGCAUUUCGUUUGUAAAGUAAUGUUCGAAGCCUUUCAUCUACCUUACUUCUCAACCGAAUCAUCAUCGAGUAAGAGCAGCAGAGAGAUGUUCUUCGAGAGGUUCAGUGAGCUCAGAUCAGUGAAAGCGAGAGAGUAUAUCACGUCACGGCCUAAGUCGAGAUUCUCGAGGUUCUGCAGAGGGAAGUAUCUGCAGCUCGUGCAUCCGAGGAUGGAGCUCGCGUUCUUCGGACACAACCAGGUCUCCACCGCCGGGGAGUUUCCGGAGACGAGUUUCUGCGCCGCGUUUUUGGAGAUGGCGAGACGGGUUUGGCUCUUGCAUUGCCUCGCGUUCUCUUUCGACCCCGAAGAAGCUUCGAUCUUUCGAGUUUCCGAGGGUUCUAGGUUCUCGGAAGUGUACAUGAGGAGCGUGUCGGAAGAGAGCUUGUUGUUGUCGGAAUCUGAGCCGAGAGUUGCGUUUACUGUGGUUCCUGGGUUUAGAAUCGGGAAGACUUCGAUACAGUGCGAGGUUUACCUGUCUCGUUCCAAGUCAACGCCUUGUGGAUCUGAUAAAGAUCCGUAAUCGGACGGUGUAAGAUUCCUACUGGGGUGUUAUGGUAAUUUUAGGUGGUUGGGAUGUUUUUUUUGGUUUAGGAAAAUAAAUGAGGAGAAAAAUUUGCUGACCGUUGGAUUAAGUCUGUGACUGUUGCGAUUAUGUCUGUGCCUCUCUUUUUUUUUGUUUUAUAUUUUGAUCAGAGAGACAGAAGCAUCUUUGAGCUGUUCUCCUCCAUCAAUUAUUUAGUUAUAUCGUCACUAUCCUUCUAUCCUAUGUAAAUAAUUCGUAAUAAUAUGAGAUAUUAUUGUCA